AUGCUUCUUGUGCGUCCGCGGAAACUCUUGCCGCGAAACAGUAUAACGGUCGAGGAGCCUGAGAUUCGGCCCCAGACUUCAGCCUGUCGCGGUCAGUCAGUCAAUCUUAUGAAACUAUGCGCUCUACAAUCGCACUCUUCGAAGACGUUUUCAACAGUGCGGUUAUUUCUUCAGUUGCGUGGAAAUAAGUACAGACUAUCUGGUCUCUCCUACUCCCUCAGUCUCCUCGAAAUCAUACAUAUUAUUUAUCAUCACCGCCAACUCACUGACCCCGAUCAACAUGAUGUAUUUGUAACUGUAACGCCAACAACUUCUCAAGGCGGCAUGGUUGCAAAGCCUUUUGAACACCUUCCAGCUGAAAGCCUCGGUGAUACCCGACAAUUUACCAACAUUUUUCAAAUCCACGGUGCGCGUUCCGGAGUUAAGAAACGAACGAAUUAA
Messenger RNA from Morchella importuna, 441 nucleotides. RefSeq lists its product as uncharacterized. The coding region runs from base 1 to 441 and encodes 146 amino acids. NCBI's taxonomy places the organism in Eukaryota, Fungi, Ascomycota, Pezizomycetes, Pezizales, Morchellaceae. The record is from RefSeq and is a predicted model, not a curated record. The transcript is spliced from 7 exons.